CUGAAAACAUAGUUUAUGUAUGAGUUAUUAUAACAAGAUAUAUUCUGCGGGAUUUGGUAUUUAAGUAAAUUGUGAGACUAAGACUGGUUGUAUGAAAUUUCUUACCAGUGUCACAAGCACAACAACAACACGUUUGUAUCUCGUGGCCCAUAUAUAGUAGGCGUACAUCGGUACGUACAUGUAAGUUGGACUGCCUGCUUGGAAGUUGGAGUUUUAGAUAGCAAUGGAUAUUCACAGAAUUUAGGAAGAGUACUGGCUGUAAACAGAAGGCCUUAACAUAGAUCAAGGAUCGCACUGCCAACAACAUCAUGGGAUGUGCAUCAUCAACAGCUGCUGUUUCCCCAGCUCCUGUUAAUAAUAAUCCACCGAAGAAUGGGGGAAACAAUAACCAUACCAUUAAACAAUGUUCUCCACUGAAAGAGUCUAAGGUUACACCAAUCGAAUCCAAGAAUACCUCAUCACUGCCUGGCCAAACCAGAUUUGACCCAGGUCCAAAAGGUGGUAUAGCAUUUGAUGUAUCUUUAGAUGGAAACAAAGUCAACAGUCUAAUAUUAAAGCAUCCUCCAAAGAAAUUACAGAGACUGGAGCCUUUGAACCACCCAAAGCUGUCAGCUGACAUGUUACUGGAGAAACAGAAAAUAGCAGAAGAAAAACGACAGCAUGAGCUGCAGAAAAAACGUGAAGUCUCACAGAAAGGUUCUCGAAGGAGGAGGGACUUGUUGAGAGCUAGAGAAUUUGAACGAGAACAGACUAGUCAGCAAAUUGAAGACAGUUUGAAAACAGCUGAUGAGAUGAGAGCAGCGAAGCAAAAGGAGAUCAUUGAAAAGCAGAAAAAACGUGAAGAACGAGCAAAGCGAGUGAGACAAAGAGCAAAGCAGAUGAAUGAAGCAGCUGAGUGUGAUAUCCCCGAGUUAGAGAAGGAUGAGACAUUCAAUGCAGAGGACGAUGAGGACUGGAAUGAUGAUUCCAACUAUGACCAUGGCUACUAUUCAGGGGAGAAAACCCAUUUAAGUGGGAGGAGCCCAACCAAGAGAGUCAAUGUUAACUCUGACAAAAGACUGCGCAACAUCACCAGUGCCAGCACUGUAGACAGCGUGGAUAAUGCUUUUCUCAAUCAUCCCCGCUUGGACUCAAGGCAGGCAGUUGUGGAGGACGAUUUCUUUGAUACGUGACCGUCUCUUCAACAGAUAUAUUUGUAGGUAGAUGUUUCCGGUUUCCGCCUUCAGCAAGUGCCUUAGUCAUGGGAACCCAAGCCAGUUACAGUCAGCUGCAUGUACAUAAUAUAUUUCCCUGGAAACGCACAUCGUGACACAGAGGAAUGGCUGGAAUCUGCAGUUAUCCAGCUUCUGAAUUCACACUGACAGUGAACAAGUUCAAGCCCCUUCCCUAAUGAUGUACAGUAGUCAAUCAGAUUAUAAUUCAAGCACACUGUCUUGUGAAUGAGCGAGAUGUUUUUGAAGUUACAAUUUUUCGAUCUUCAAUAAGCAAUC
Messenger RNA from Liolophura sinensis, 1490 nucleotides. Its product is annotated as factor associated with metabolism and energy-like. The record is from RefSeq and is a predicted model, not a curated record. Bases 309 to 1172 code for a protein of 287 amino acids. Lineage: Eukaryota; Metazoa; Mollusca; Polyplacophora; Chitonida; Chitonidae. The transcript has 8 exons.